UGUAUUUAACUUUUCAUAACAUUAGGUCAACUAUCAAGACAUAGGUUAUGCAGGCAUAAGCGCAUUUAUUUUACUUUACAAUAUAAUAAAUGUUGUACAUUCUACUAAUUUCUCUGUAUUACUCCUGUAUUUAAAUAAAGGUCCUGAAUAUUUCAUAAAUGGCUCAUGUUUCAUACCCAUUUAAGAAAACUAAUAAGGCUGUAUUUCAAAAACCAGCCUCUGUAGUAACACAGGAUUCAUUAUAUUGGAAAAAACUUGGUUUACCUGUCCUAGUUAAGGAAUUUGGGGCCGUAGAUUAUAUUGAUUUUAGCCCUGUGGAACCUUACUAUUUUGCAGCAACAUGCUCAGUUAGAAUACAGGUGUAUGACCCUAUAACAAAAGCAGUUGCAAAAAAUAUAUCAAAAUUUGUUGAAGCUGCUUAUGGGGCAACAUUCAGAAAUGAUGGACGUCUUAUUGUGGCUGGAAGUGAAGAAGGAGCAGUCAAACUUUUUGAUGUUCAAUCAAAAAAUGUGCUUAGAGUUUUCAGUGGACAUACAGCACCGGUUCACAGAACAUUUUUUACAAAAGAUCAACUGAAGGUGCUAAGCUUUUCAGAUGACAAAUCUGUUUGUGUUUGGGAUAUAGCAACAGAAGAAAAGAUUGCUAGUUUCUCCGAGCAUUCAGAUUAUAUCAGGACUGGUGCUCCUAGCCCCAUAACUCCUGACAUCAUCCUAUCUGGAGGCUAUGACAAUACUGUUAAACUUUAUGACUGUCGUUGUAAUGAAACAGUUCUUACAGUUAACCACGGAGCUCCUGUUGAAUCAACACUAUUUCUUCCUUCAGGAGGUAUAUUUGUAAGUGCUGGAGGAACAGAAAUCAAAGUAUGGGAUAUGUUCAAUGGAGGAAAACUAUUAGCCAAUAUUUCAGAACACCACAAAACAGUUACAACAUUAAGACUUGCAAGCAAUAAUAGUAGAUUAUUAUCAGGAUCUUUGGAUAGACAUGUAAAAAUUUUAGAUCUAACAUCGUUUAAAGUGGUCCACAAUAUUGAUUUUCCGAAUGCUAUUUUAAGCAUGGAUAUUUCAGCACAUGAUGAUGUCCUUGCUGUAGGUAUGAUUGAUGGUGUUAUUUCAAUUCGUAAGAGAGAACAACCAGUAAAAAGUUCUAAUGACAAAAAAGGCUUAUUUAAAUUUGCUCCUGAUCAUAUAACAGAUGUAGUUGCUGUUGACACCAAACAACCAAAAUAUAAAGAUAAAAAUGAAGAAUUUGAGAGAGAAUAUGAUAAAUGUCUCAGAAAAAUGGAGUUCACUAAAGCUUUAAAUAUUGUUUUGAAGAGCUAUGUUGCAACAAAAUAUCCUGAAAGGACCAUUGCUACAAUACAAGAAAUGUUAAGGAGAAAAGUUUUGCAUGUUGCAAUGGAUGGCUUACCUGAAAAAAAUGUAAAAGAUCUCUUAAAAUUUUUCAGUAGAAACCUUGGUGUAACAAGAUUUACCAGAACAGUCAUAGAUGCGGCCAAUGUGUUUGUUGAUGUUUUUGAGAAUAAAAUUUCUUUUUUUUCGGAAGAGAUAAUUUGUCUGUAUAUUGUAUUACAAGAAGAGAUAAAGAGUGAAAUUAAUGUGUGCAAGCAGAUCAGUGAGCUGGAGGGUGCAAUUGGUUUGCUUUUAUCAGCAGCUCAAACAAGCAACAUUAGAGAUAGUAUAGAGAACAGUGACAUCUUAGCACCAUCAAGUAAAGCACAAAGAGAAAUUGUUAUUGAUGUGUAGAUAAAUUCUAAUAAAUUAUUAUGAUAAGA
Messenger RNA from Leptidea sinapis, 1771 nucleotides. Its product is annotated as U3 small nucleolar RNA-associated protein 15 homolog. The record is from RefSeq and is a predicted model, not a curated record. Gene Ontology annotation, cellular component: nucleolus. The coding region runs from base 159 to 1742 and encodes 527 amino acids. Gene Ontology annotation, molecular function: protein binding. Gene Ontology annotation, biological process: rRNA processing; positive regulation of transcription by RNA polymerase I. The transcript is spliced from 4 exons. NCBI's taxonomy places the organism in Eukaryota, Metazoa, Arthropoda, Insecta, Lepidoptera, Pieridae.